ACGCGCAGGCAGCGAGCCAAGUAAACCGUCCGAAGCACCCCACCCCACCGCACCUCCGCACUCGCGGAAGCCGGAAGGAGAGGGAAGCCCGCGACGAGCGAGCGAGCACAAGCUUUCCGAGCCGAGCCGAGCCGAACCAAUCAUAUCUCUCUCCGGCGAUUCGCGCCAUGGAGGCGCAGGCGCAGGACAGGGCGGAGGGGGAGGAGGUCGCGCGGCAACACGCGGUGGGCGGCGCGGCGGGCGUGGCGAUGGGCGCAAUCCCCAUGCACGGCUUCAUCGUGCCCAAGCCGGAGCCGGUGGAGUUCUUCGGCGGGAUGGCCGUCGUGCGCAAGGCGCCGCCGCGGAACCGCGACCGGCACACCAAGGUGGAGGGCCGCGGGCGGCGGAUCCGCAUGCCGGCGGCGUGCGCGGCCAGGAUCUUCCAGCUCACGCGGGAGCUAGGGCACAAGUCCGACGGCGAGACCAUCCGGUGGCUGCUGCAGCAGUCGGAGCCCGCCAUCAUCGCCGCCACGGGCACCGGCACUGUCCCGGCGAUCGCGACCACCGUUGACGGCGUCCUUCGCAUCCCCACGCAGUCAUCUUCGUCCUCCAGCCCGUCGUCUCUGGCCGUGGUCGACGGCGAGUUGUCGUCCGCCAAGCGCCGCCGGAAGCUGCAGCCCACCCGCGCGGCGGCCGGCGCGUCCCCACUCGCAACGGCGGCGCCCGCGGCAUACUACCCGAUCAUCGCCGACCCACUUCUGCAAGGCACCGGCGGAGCGGCCAUCUCGGUACCAAGCGGCCUCGCUCCCAUAACCGCCUCUGGCGCUCCCCAAGGGCUGGUCCCAGUCUUCGCGCUCCCGGGCACCGGCAGCCCCGGGGCCGGCGGUGGCAACCGCAUGAUCCCGCAAGCCACCGCCGUGUGGAUGGUCCCUCAGCCGGGCGGCGCGGCCAACCAGCCCACGCAGUUCUGGGCCAUCCAGCCCGCGCCGCAGCUCAUCAACCUCGCCGGCGCACAGACCGUGUUCCCGACGGCGCUGAACGUCGCCGACUUCCAGCUGCUGCAGCAGCAAGCAAUCUCCACCAUGUGUCACAACAGCAACUCGGAGCAGCAGCAGCAGCAGCUUCACCUGCAGCACCCGGGCUCCGGCUCCCACGAGCAGCAGCGCGGCGGCGGCCGGAACGACGUGGACCACCCCGAGGAGGAGGAGGAGGACGACGACGAGGAGCCGGUGUCCGACUCCAGCCCAGAAGAGUAAAACCCACAGCUCGAAGCCGAAGAGAACACACUCCACCGUACGCCACAAAGUCCAACAACCCCAAAGCUUAGGUUCCUUUCGCUCUAAUUUAAUCUUUUUCCCCUUUCCCAAUCCUCCUUAUCAUGAACUAGUAAUUACGUGAUGCUCGGUCGCGUUGGUGCUUUCCGUCUUAGCUCAGUGACCCAGUUCAGUGUUAGUGUUAGAGAGAGGAAGAAGAAAGAGGUAGAAGCAGCAUGCAAUUCGAAUGAAAUGAGCAGCUGGUUUAUCAAGUUAAA
Messenger RNA from Phragmites australis (common reed), 1510 nucleotides. RefSeq names its product transcription factor PCF2-like. The record is from RefSeq and is a predicted model, not a curated record. The transcript has a single exon. Gene Ontology annotation, cellular component: nucleus. NCBI's taxonomy places the organism in Eukaryota, Viridiplantae, Streptophyta, Magnoliopsida, Poales, Poaceae. Gene Ontology annotation, molecular function: DNA-binding transcription factor activity; sequence-specific DNA binding. Bases 168 to 1235 code for a protein of 355 amino acids.